AUGGGAAUAGAUAAGAUUCCGAAUAAAGUAUGGAAAUAUGCAGAAGAGGAAAUGGUAAAAUGGGCAUGUGAAAUAUGUGGGAGGGUAUGGAAGGGAGAAAGUUGGCCGGAGGAAUGGAAGGAAGGUAUUAUAGUUCCAGUAGUGAAGAAAGAAACAGGGGACAAAGUAGAAGAAUACAAGGGAAUAACGGUGAUGCCAUCAUUAUAUAAAAUCUAUGCGGCAGUAUUGGCGGAGAGACAAUUGAGGAAGAAAGGAGAUAAGAUUAUAGUGGUGUUUAUAGAUUUUAAGGCGGCGUUCGACUCGGUGGACAGGAGAGAGUUGAUAAGGGCGAUGAGGGGGCGAGGAGUGAGGAAGGGUUUAAUACUAAGAGUGGAGAUGUUGUGGGAAACAAAAAGCAGAGUGAAAGUGGAGGAGAGGGUUGGAGAAGAGUUUUGGAUGGAGAGGGGGCUAGGACAAGGGUGUUCCUUGAGCCCCGAUUCUAUUUAA
Molecule: messenger RNA, 486 nt
Organism: Odontomachus brunneus
Lineage: Eukaryota; Metazoa; Arthropoda; Insecta; Hymenoptera; Formicidae
Exons: 2
Coding region: 1-486 (161 amino acids)
Source: RefSeq, a predicted model, not a curated record